Molecule: messenger RNA, 5475 nt
Organism: Meriones unguiculatus (Mongolian gerbil)
Lineage: Eukaryota; Metazoa; Chordata; Mammalia; Rodentia; Muridae
Gene: Dnajc6
Product: DnaJ heat shock protein family (Hsp40) member C6
Exons: 19
Coding region: 380-3286 (968 amino acids)
Biological process (GO): dephosphorylation; clathrin-dependent endocytosis; synaptic vesicle uncoating
Cellular component (GO): cytoplasm; intracellular membrane-bounded organelle; postsynaptic density
Molecular function (GO): clathrin binding; phosphatase activity
Source: RefSeq, a predicted model, not a curated record
CGUUUUCCGCUUUCAGCCUCCCUCCCUCGACUCUCCCCUCCUUUACUCGCUUCUGUUUAUUCCCUCCCCCUCCGGCCACUCCGGGAGCUGCCGGGCUACUGCCCGGCUACACCUACACUUCCUCCGGCGCUGUCCAGCCUACGGGUGGCCCGGCCGGCUGCGCGCGCUGUGCCCGGGGCGGUGGCCGCGGAGCCCUUCCCGGUGGCCGCUCCCUCCUUUCCUUCUUCUUCGCGUCAUGUCGGGCACUUGAUCGUUAUUGUCAUCAUCAUCAUUAUUAUUAUUUUCAAUCCCUCUCGCAGUCUGUCCCGCCUUUCCCUCCCCCCCUUCCUUUCCCAGGUUGAUUUUUUUUUUUCCUUCCCCUUCUUCUCCGGGCUUGCCCAUGAGCCUCCUCGGGAACUACCGGAAAAAGACCAGCAGCGAUGGUUAUGAAUCUUUGCAGCUGGUGGACAGUCACGGGGACUCGAGCGCGCGGGGCGCGGCGGCUGGCACGCCGAGGGUGACCGCGGGCGCGGCGCGCAGUCCCGCCCGGCAGCCUCCGCACCGCGCCAGCACCACGGACAGCUCAGGUGCCUCAUCUCCAGACAUGGAGCCCAGCUAUGGGGGAGGCCUUUUUGACAUGGUGAAAGGUGGCGCCGGGAGGCUGUUCAGUAACCUGAAGGACAACUUGAAAGACACCCUCAAAGACACAUCCUCCCGAGUCAUCCAGUCUGUUAGCAGCUACACAAAGGGAGACCUAGACUUCACUUACGUCACGUCCAGAAUUAUCGUGAUGUCCUUUCCUCUGGACAAUGUUGACAUAGGAUUCAGGAAUCAGGUUGACGACAUUCGUAGCUUUUUGGACUCCAGACACCUUGACCACUACACAGUAUACAACCUGUCACCGAAGUCUUACCGAACUGCCAAGUUCCACAGCCGGGUCUCAGAAUGCAGUUGGCCUAUCAGGCAGGCCCCAAGUCUACACAACCUGUUUGCUGUGUGUCGGAAUAUGUAUAACUGGCUGCUACAGAACCCCAAAAAUGUCUGUGUUGUCCACUGCUUGGAUGGACGGGCCGCAUCAUCGAUUCUGGUUGGUGCUAUGUUCAUUUUCUGUAAUCUCUACUCUACUCCCGGACCCGCCAUUCGAUUGCUCUACGCAAAGCGACCGGGCAUCGGACUAUCCCCGUCCCACAGGAGAUACUUAGGCUACAUGUGUGACCUACUUGCAGACAAGCCCUACCGCCCUCAUUUCAAGCCACUCACGAUCAAGGCGAUCACCGUUAGCCCAAUUCCCUUCUUCAAUAAACAGAGAAAUGGGUGCCGCCCUUACUGUGAUGUGCUGAUUGGAGAAACUAAAAUAUACUCAACAUGCACAGAUUUUGAACGAAUGAAAGAAUACCGUGUCCAAGACGGGAAGAUCUUCAUUCCUCUAAACAUCACAGUCCAAGGCGACGUCAUUGUUUCCAUGUACCACCUGCGGUCAACCAUUGGGAGCCGGCUUCAGGCUAAGGUGACCAACACACAGAUAUUCCAGCUCCAGUUUCAUUCUGGAUUCAUACCAUUGGACACAACCAUCCUAAAAUUCACCAAGCCUGAGCUGGAUGCAUGCGAUGUACCAGAAAAAUAUCCUCAGCUGUUCCAAGUGACACUGGAUAUAGAAGUCCAGCCCCAAGACAAAGUGAUUGACUUAACUCCACCAUGGGAGCACUACUGCCCCAAAGAUGUGAACCCCAGCAUCCUCUUCUCCUCUCAGCAGGAGCACCAGGAGACGCUGGCCUUAGGAGGUCAGGCACCAGCAGAUCUCCCUCCAGACCAUCCCAGGAAUCUUGGGCAAGGUGGCUUCUUUGCCUCUCUCUGUUGGCAAGAUCAGAAAUCAGAGAAGUCGUUCUGCGAGGAGGACCACGCUGCCCUGGUGAAUCAGGAAAGCGAGCAGUCAGAUGACGAGCUACUGACCCUCUCCAGCCCGCAUGGCAACGCCAACGGCGACAAGCCUCACGGAGCCAAGAAGCCCAGCAAAAAGCCGCAGGAGCCAGCUGCUCCCCCUCCCCCGGAAGAGGUGGACCUUCUGGGUCUGGAAGGGUCUGACGUGAACACGAACUUCUCUCCCCUGGCAGCUCCUCCCAGCAAUUCUGAACUGCUGAGUGACCUGUUUGGGGGUGGAGGCGCCACAGGUCCUGCUCAGGCAGGACAGGCCACGGUGGAAGACGUGUUUCACCCUAGCGGACCUGCAUCUGCGCAGUCCACACCACGCCGCACUACCGCCUCAGCCACCGCAUCGCCAACCCUGAGAGUGGGCGAAGGUGCCGCCUUUGACCCCUUUGGAGCCCCUGCUAAGCCACCAGGUCAGGAUCUGCUGGGCUCCUUUCUGAACACGUCCAGCGCUUCUAGCGACCCCUUUCUGCAGCCCACAAGAAGCCCUUCCCCCACCGUGCACGCUUCUAGCACACCUGCUGUGAACAUCCAGCCAGAUGUUGCGGGAGGUUGGGACUGGCCUACCAAACCAGGGGGUUUUGGAAUGGGGAGCAAAUCAGCCGCCACCAGCCCGACAGGCUCGACACAUGGCACCCCCACGCAUCAGAGCAAGCCCCAGACUCUGGAUCCCUUUGCUGAUCUGGGAACACUAGGUAGCUCUUCAUUUGCCAGCAAACCCACCACACCGACGGGACUAGGUGGAGGAUUUCCACCUCUCAGCUCACCACAGAAGGCAUCCCCCCAGCCAAUGGGUGGAGGCUGGCAGCAGCCUGCCGGAUACAACUGGCAGCAGGCACAGUCCAAGCCACAAUCCAGCGUGCCUCACUCCUCUCCCCAGAACCGGCCCAAUUACAACGUGAGCUUUUCAGCUACGCCUGCUGGGCAGAGCGAACGUGGGAAAGGAUCUACUAAUCUGGACGGGAAACAGAAGGCUGCUGACUUUGAAGACCUGCUUUCUAGUCAAGGGUUCAAUGCCCACAAAGACAAAAAGGGGCCUCGAACAAUAGCUGAGAUGAGAAAGGAGGAGAUGGCUAAGGAAAUGGAUCCUGAGAAACUAAAGAUCCUGGAAUGGAUAGAAGGCAAGGAGAGAAACAUCAGAGCCCUGCUCUCCACAAUGCACACCGUGCUGUGGGCCGGGGAGACGAAGUGGAAACCCGUGGGCAUGGCAGACCUGGUGACGCCAGAGCAAGUGAAGAAAGUAUACAGGAGGGCCGUGCUGGUGGUACACCCAGACAAGGCUACUGGGCAGCCCUAUGAGCAGUAUGCGAAGAUGAUUUUCAUGGAGCUAAAUGAUGCCUGGUCUGAAUUUGAAAACCAAGGCCAAAAGCCUUUGUAUUAAUUUGUGAGCUUUUCUACGCUGGCUGCAGCCCUGUGUUAUUGUUUAGUGUGUACCACAGUUCUGAGAUUUUCACAGAUGAACCAAAAAUUCCAGUAAUGUAUUUCCAGUACUAAACCGUUAAGUUCCUCGUGAAUUCAUUUCUCAUGGUAAGGAAUGUGAAUGUUUGGUUUGAAGUCCAUAACACGGAGGGGAACACUAACGAGCGAGCUGAUCUUGCAGAGCUCUGACAUUCCAGCCCGCCCUUGGGAAGCCUACCCAGCAUUUUCCCUGGGGAAAUGAGACAGAGGCCACCCAAGGCUAUGGCAUGCCAUCUCAUUGUCUGAGAUCAAGAUUUAUGAAUGGAUGUUAUGGUAACUAGAUUUCGUAAUGGUUUUAAGGAAUUGAUUUAGGAAUUUGUGUGUGUGUGCGCGCGCGCGUUUGUUUUUAAAGAUGGAAUUUGAGCAAUGGCUUUACACAAAGUCCAGGAAUAUCACCAACCAAGUAUUUUUUAAAUGGAAAUUUACUGGAGCCUUUAGCUUUUUUCGUGUGUGUCUUUUGGUCAAGACCAUUAACAAUUCUAUAAGUUGCUGGAUGGUGGGAGGUGAUUAUGCAGAAAUUUAGGCAUUAGCCCUAACUUUUCCUGGAUGAGCUACAGGCCCAAGCUCAUGAUAUCUAAAGAAACCCAGGGGCCUUGAGAUGUCAAAUCUUGAUUCCAGGUCAAGACAUUGGGCUGCUGGCUCUUUUCCCCUUUAAAAACCUGUGGUUGAUUAAAGAAAAUCUCUGACCACUCCCACAACUCCAAACCUAUUUGAGAGCCCAUUCUAAUUGCUGCCAUGAGGCUUAGUGCUCUUUCUUUUGCUUAGCCAAGAAAACAUUCCUCAUGGGCGACAGUUUGUGAAGCAGUUUGGCCCAGUCACAGUUCGUACAGACCUGGUGUUCUGGUGAUUGCAAGCUACGGGGAAAAACAGGAGAUAAGACUGAGUGGUUAGGAGAAGGGUUUGGUUGGGGAGAGAGCUGUGUGUGCCUUCAGAUCCAGUCAGAUAGCUUGCAAGCCUGAGGAACCAGAGUCCCACCCACCCAGUGAGCCUGGACCCUCUGGGAUUAUUUCUGAGGAGUAGGCUGCGCGUGAAAACUAUGCAAGAACGAAACUUUCCCAGACCUCCAGUGGGUUGGAAUUUAGUCCAGUGCUCAGUGCUCCUCACUUGGCAGGGUAAGCAGCUUAGACUGCUGGGACUUCACUAGGUCUCCCAGGGACCACAUGUGCGGCAUCUAUCUAUCCAUGUACGCGUAUGUAUAUGUAUAAUGUGCACAUACACAUUCACAAGGCAGGUGGUCAAAGAGAUUACCAUUCUAAUCUUAAAAGGGUUCACGCUCAAUAUUGUGAAAAACUUUCAGCAAUUGUUUUUCAGGGACAAUCAUUUCGUUUGUUUCUGUUCUAAUAUUCUUGUGGCAAACUGAACCGGAAAAGCAGCAUGUCAGAACUACUUUUGGUUCUAUAUAGAUCUCUUUCUUCUCUCUCGCUCUCUUUCUUUUUAAAUUAUAAAAGUUCAUUAUUUAUUUUACCUUUUACUGAUAAUGUGAAAUUCUAAAAAAAAAAAGUUCUCUUUUGAAUAUACAGCUUUAAACUGUUCAAAGUAACCAUAACAACCUAGGUGUUAUUUAUUAAUGUAUUUGCAAUGAUGUCUGACCCGGUAUGUGCUUGUCCUAUUUAAGAUUGGAAUGUGAGACAUGUUGCUGUGACCUGUUUUAUUUAUUUAUUUUGCCUCAUUCACAUUUGUAGAUAUUGUGUGAACUACAGUAUAUAAUGACAAUAAUUAAGAGGAUAUUAUGUGGCUGUCAUGUACAUUUUGAAAUGAUAGAACUAUAUUAGCUUUAUAUCAUGUUUGCAUAGCUCAUUAAUGUUCACGGUUUAAAUACCAUUAAAUGUAAUGCGAUUAGCAAUGAGAAAGAACCCCUGCUGAAAUCUGGGGGUUUCCCACCUUUCUUUCCCAGAUGCAUUAUGAUUCUGUCUAUCUCAAAACUCUUACUAUAUGCAGACCGCUGGGUUCUGCAUUCCUUUAAAAUACCUGGUUGUGAUAGCUUGUUGUUGGUCAGAUCUGCCGUCUCAUUCAUAUUUAUUGUAAUAUAUUUUUGUCUUGUAAAUACAUUAAACACAACAAAAUGUCAUUGUUCUAAAAUAUUUGUAAUGUAUAUUAAAAAGGAUAAAAAUA